Messenger RNA from Labeo rohita (rohu), 1140 nucleotides. Its product is annotated as endonuclease domain-containing 1 protein-like. The transcript is spliced from 2 exons. Lineage: Eukaryota; Metazoa; Chordata; Actinopteri; Cypriniformes; Cyprinidae. Gene Ontology annotation, molecular function: hydrolase activity; nucleic acid binding; metal ion binding. The coding region runs from base 125 to 766 and encodes 213 amino acids. The record is from RefSeq and is a predicted model, not a curated record.
UCUCUGAGUGAGGUUGGGCGGGAUUUUAAUAAGUGCAAUCAGUUCUUUUUGAGUAACAGCCCUCCUCAGUUUACACCAGCACUGAGCUCAUCAGCACACAUCUGUCAGUGUGUUUUGGACAACAAUGGUAAAAAAAAUUUGUCUUUAUGCAACUUUAUACAACACAGCAUGGAGGAUCCCCAUCUACUCUGCGUAUGUGUUUAAGAGCCCUAACAUUGGCAGGGGUGACGCCUGGUUCAUUGAACCUCAGCUGGAUAGUAUAAAUGAGCCAUGCAUGAGAGCUGAAGGACCCAAUAAUGGUAAUAACCAGGCUGUGAAUAGUGACUGUGUAGGAUCUAAUUAUGACAAAGGUCACCUCUACCCGGUGCAGCACACAAACAAUCAUCUGUCCAUGCUGGCCACCUCCACCCUGACCAAUGCCGCUCCACAGAAUCUAAACUUCAAUCGGGGUCAAUGGAGUACACACGAGAAGGCUGUUAUUCUUGAUCUGCAGUCCUGUGAUGAAGCUUAUGUGGUGACUGGUGUAGUUCCUGAUAUCAACUUAAGAAUUCCAACAAAUAAUCCUAGAGUUACUGUCUCAAAGUAUUACUGGAGAGCCACCUGUUGUAAAAAGGGACAAACAUUUAGAGGGAAGGGUUAUUUCGGUCCUGAUAACAAUGGCAAAGUGCAGUCAUUACCAAUUACAGGACCUACAGGCCUACAGCAAAAGCUGAUCAACGAUUACCAAGUGACAGGUAUUAUCAUUUUCCCAGGUGGUUGUAACUAGUUUAGCUUUUAAUAAUGGACCAGUUAUAAUAUUAUGAUAUUAUCAGCUACAUUAAUAUUUUGGUUUAAAUGAACUGUGCAGAACUGAGAAAGUAAUCUAUUCUGUGAUCCUAAAUCCUUAUUGUGCACGAUAGUCAUCUUCAGAAAGCAUUGUAAUGAUUUGUACAUUUAUUCUUACAAUCAAUAAAUGUAGUAUCCCAGUAUUUUAAAUCCAUUCACUGGUCAUUCUUUGUUUCUUUCUUUCUUUCUUUCAUUGUUGUUAUCAUUAUUAUUGUUGGCUAUUAUUAUUAUUGGUUAUAUUUUUAUAAUGUAUUUGCUUUAUUUUCCCCUUCAUUUCGUUUAACCUCCUAAUUAACAAUCUCUAUGUUAGGCUAA